Molecule: messenger RNA, 486 nt
Organism: Penicillium alfredii
Lineage: Eukaryota; Fungi; Ascomycota; Eurotiomycetes; Eurotiales; Aspergillaceae
Exons: 2
Coding region: 1-486 (161 amino acids)
Source: RefSeq, a predicted model, not a curated record
AUGGGGAGUCAACCCCAAGAGGGCCAUGGCACCCCAAGCCCAGCCAUUUUCGCGAGGAUAGUUCAAAAUCUUCCAGUACGCGCCCAUAGUAAGGCCCACGCGCAUCGCGCUCUCCAUCGCCAAAGACGGGUUGAGCCGGAGACCGCUGCUGGUGCUGACCAUGGCACCGGUGAGGAACAGAUCCGAAAUGAGUCCCAGCACCGUCAUCAGCGUGAUGGUGUUGGUCUUGCCAAGGCGCACGGGCAGCGUCUUCAUGCUGUUGUGGGUGUCCUCGGCGAUGUCGCGCGUGUCGUUGGCGGUCUCGCGGAAGAAGUGAUAGAGAAUUGCCAGGCCCAGGCUCUUGGUCCGCAGCGAUUCCUGGCUGCAUGUGGCGUUGGGGCCGUGGCAGAAGUGGAACAUCACUGCGUCUGCAGUGAAGAAACCCAUGCAGACGGCGACGAAGAGGGACUUGGCCUCGCGGAGCUAUUGAAUAUAUUAGCUGACUGA